UCUCUUUUUUCCUUCUCUAACGGCUUAAAUUAAGCUCCAAUCAUGAAGUUUUGCUACACUGUUCUAUAAUAAAAAAUUCUUCUUCUUCUCCUUCUUCUUCUUCCUUCAUAUUAGAGAUAAGAGUUUCAAUAUGGGAGAAGCUCGAGAAAUACAGCUCCAUAUCAGAGAUGAAGGAGAUCCAGCACCAACAUCACCGAAGGAGGCAGCUUUCGGUCAACCCCAAUCUUCUUCCAAGCUCACAAAUUGGCAAUGGUGGUUCCUCCUCUUCUUCUACAGCUUCUUAAUCCUUGCCGGCCAGACUGCCGGCAACCUCCUCGGCCGCUUUUACUACAACUUGGGCGGAAAGAGCUUGUGGAUGGCCACCUUCAUUUCCUCCGCCGGUUUUCCCCUCAUCAUCCCCCUUCUCUUCCUCCGACCUCAGUCCUCCACCGCCGCCGUGCCCCGCCCCUCCAUCGCUAAACUCGCCACAAUUUACAUCGUCCUCGGCCUCCUCACCACCGGAAACAAUCUCAUGUACUCAUACGGUCUCCUCUAUCUCCCUGUCUCCACCUUCUCUCUCAUUUGCGCCACACAACUUGCCUUCAAUGCAGUCUUCUCCUACUUCCUAAACUCCCAAAAGUUCACUCCUUUCAUCUUCAAUUCCAUCAUUCUCCUCACCCUCGCCGCCGCUCUCCUCGGCGUUCACUCUGAAGGCGGCUCUGUUUCCGGUAAUAAGUACGCUAUUGGAAUAGCUCUAACCCUGGUGGCAUCUGCUGGUUUUUCCCUUGUUCUCUCCCUCACCCAAUUGGCUUACCAAAAGGUUAUAAAAUCCGAGACCUUCACCGUCGUCUUGGAAAUGAUUUUGUGGACUGGAGUAGUCUCUUCGGUGUCUUCGUUGGUCGGACUUUUCGCCGGCGGGGAUUGGAGGGGGAUUCAUGAGGAGUUUGUAGGAUCCGAGAAGGGUAAGGUGGCGUAUAUAAUGACUUUGCUAUGGACUGCGAUAGGCUGGCUGGUGUACUCUGUGGGGAAUGUUGCUUUGAUCUUUCUGGUUUCUUCUCUGUUUGCUAAUGUGAUCGGAACACUAGGUACUCCUCUGGUGCCAGUCUUUGCGGUUGUGUUCUUCCAUGAUACCAUGGAUGGAGUGAAGGUGGUGGCUUUAUUGAUUUCAAUUUUGGGGUUUGUUAAUUAUGUGUAUCAGCAUUAUCUAGAUGAUGCAAAGGACAAGAAAACUACGAGGAAGGAACAUCCUUAGCAAUCUAUGAAAGUAUAAGUAUAUUUUUUUUUUCUUAAAUUUGUGUUUUUGCUAGUUUUGUUGAUUAGAAUAACUAAGAUUAUUUUCUUUAACAAUCUAACUGUGUAAUUGCUUGCUUGGCAAAAGCAAAAAAAUAAGAGUUACAUACA
Phalaenopsis equestris is the source of this 1380-nucleotide messenger RNA. RefSeq names its product probable purine permease 11. Bases 131 to 1231 code for a protein of 366 amino acids. Gene Ontology annotation, molecular function: purine nucleoside transmembrane transporter activity. Gene Ontology annotation, cellular component: membrane. The record is from RefSeq and is a predicted model, not a curated record. Lineage: Eukaryota; Viridiplantae; Streptophyta; Magnoliopsida; Asparagales; Orchidaceae. The transcript has 2 exons.